Messenger RNA from Lachancea fermentati, 1434 nucleotides. The record is from the annotation of a GenBank genome assembly. Lineage: Eukaryota; Fungi; Ascomycota; Saccharomycetes; Saccharomycetales; Saccharomycetaceae.
AUGAACUUUUAUCGGGACGCUACAUGGGUAUUAGAAUAUGUUGAGGAACAAGAGUCGUCUGGAAGAGUUGCUGGAUCACUGCAAACCCAAGUCGUGAACAGCUGUAAAAAAUACAAUAUAAAAUCCAAUCCAAAGCAUCUCUAUGCCUUACUUUACUCUUGUUGGAGAUUCAAACCCUACUUGGAUGAGAUUUUGAAGAAAUCUGGAAUCUUUAAGGAUAUUCCCAAGAAAAAGGGAAAGCCGGCAUUUUCUAAAGGUACAAUAACACUUUUAGUGCAUGACUUACUUCUAUCGAAGAGUAAGAGGAUUCAGAUGGGUAAGCACCCUAUCAAGGACUUUGUACUGAAGCAUAAAACACGUCUUCAAAGCGAACUGGUGAGAUUAAAGAUUAAGAUGAAAGUAACUGAUUUAUCUCAGCUCCUGAAGGAUGACUCCAACGACAUGACACCAGUGAGAUGGAUCCGUAUCAAUCCUGUCAGAUGCAAGGGCAAGGUGGAGGAAGUGCUAGAAACACUGAGGAAAAAGUUUCCGACCACUGUAUCGCAUUGGUCAGAAAUCGUGCCGGGUACAAUAUAUGAGGAUGAAUUUGUGCCGAACCUCUUUGGGGUCCACCCUUCUGAUAAGAUUACAUCGCAUGAACUAUACAAGAGAGGUAAAAUCAUUAUUCAAGAUAGAGCGUCCUGUUUUCCAGCACACAUACUGAAUCCAAAUGCAGAUGAUGUUGUCAUAGAUGCAUGUGCUGCCCCGGGCAAUAAGACAACGCAUGUAGCAGCGCAUAUUUUUCAAGAUUUGAUGCCUGACGAAGUCCGGAUUCAUGCCUUCGAAAGAGACCCAGAACGUGCUAAAACACUUCACAAAAUGGUCAAAGCAGCAGGUUGCGACAAAGGAAUAAAAGUCCAUGUUGGAGACUUCACAAAGCUCGGGAAACCGGAGAUUUUCAGCCAAGUAACUGGAUUUAUAGUAGAUCCCAGUUGUUCUGGAAGUGGCAUAUUUGGUCGGAAAAUGAUAGACGAUCGGAACAAAAGUAAAGAAGAGCUACCAGAGGCUGAAGAAGAGCAGGAUGAAAUUGCUGAUCAAGAUCUAAAAAACAGGUUGGCUAAAUUGUCAUCUUUCCAAUUCGAGAUUGUGAAGCAUGCGCUUUCUUUCCCUAGCGCUAAAAAACUCGUUUACAGCACCUGCUCCAUUCAUGCUGAAGAAAAUGAACGUAUUGUUAUUGAUUUGUUAUUAGAUUCUAAAGUCAAGGAAUGGGGUUGGCGUGUAAGGAAAAGAGCAGGAGUUAUUCCGAAGUGGCAUAGACGCGGCAUUCUCGCAGAAUUUGAGGAAGUAUUCCGUGAAGGUACACAAGCACAAGAAUUAGCAGAUGCUUGUAUAAGAGUUUCUCCUAAGGAGGAUGGCGGCAUAGGGUUUUUCGCUGUGUGUUUUGAACGUGAUUAG